Messenger RNA from Paramecium primaurelia, 1159 nucleotides. The record is from the annotation of a GenBank genome assembly. Lineage: Eukaryota; Ciliophora; Oligohymenophorea; Peniculida; Parameciidae.
AUGCAAGGUAUAAAACUAUUUACUAACUUUAGAUUGUGAAACUAUAAGAAAGAUAAUUUCAGAAUCCCUUUUAGCUUGGAAUCAUAAUAGUGAAAUUGCCAAAAAAUAUUGGGUCAAAGAUGUUGAAUUCAUCAAAUCUAUGUACAAAUUAAAUAAAGAAAUUAAAUAAUCCAAAAUUGCAAGAGAUGUUAAAACUAUUUUAUAAACACCAAUGAAUUACUCAAUCUAAGAAUUUUUUAAUUUAUUGAUAUUUAAUAAUAGAGAUGUUGAAGCUACCAUAACAAAUGUAGUUGAUACCUUUGUAACUCGUAAUCCUAAAGUUGGUUACAAUUAAUAUUUGAUUAAAUUAACAAUAUUCUUGUUAUGUUUUUGUAAGGACUAUGUUUGUUUAAAAAUUCUAGAAGAUUUAUAUAAUAAAAUACCAAAACAAUAUUAUCCUGAGUAUUAAACUACUUAAGAAUUUAUUAAAGAUCAUGAUUAAAUGUAACAUGAUGCUAUUUAAGAUGUUAAAUUUAGAUUCAAAUUGGAAUAAGAUUAAAUUAUGGCAGCCAAAUAAUUUAUUGAAUCAGCUAUGAUGCAUUAUAAGAAUCAAUUCUUUCUAAAUCUAACAUUUUCUAGUGCUUUCUAUAUUUUAGAUAAAAUUAUCUAAAGUAAUGAUUCAACAGAAAUUGAUAAAUUCUUUAGUGUAAUAAUUCAAAUUAAUAUUAAUUAAUUACAAACUAAAAAUUCUGAGCUUGUAAUAGCUAGAACUACAACUGUUGAAAGCAUAAAAUAAUAUUAAAAUUAAUUAGCUAAAAAAAGAUCUUCAUUAUAUUUAUCUGUUGAUAAAUGUGCUUAAGAUGCUAGAUAAUAAUCUCAAUAAUCUUGUCGCACAAUACAAAAAAAAUUUGAAGUUAGUGAAUUCGAGGCAGAUGAGAAUGAAAAUUUAAGUCAUCAAUCACCUACUUUACUCUAAUCAUAAAAAUUAGAAAUUACAAAAUUAACAUAAGAACUUUUAUAAUUGGAAUAAUAAAUAAAUUAAUUAAGAAUUGAAAAUCAAUAAUUAGAAGAAAUUAGUGUUUAAAAUACUGUAGUUCUUUUUAAAGAAUAUGAAAACACUAUAAGUGAUUUAAUAGAUUAGACAGAGAUAUUAUUAAAAUAAUCAAUGAUGAGUGGUUGA